AAGAUAACAAUCUUUCAAAAAAAAUAAAAAAGGUCAAGAGCACAAGGAUGACGAGAAAGGGAACACCACCUAUAUACUGAAACUACUCAGACACGCGACACCAUUAGGUCGUCGAGUUAUCAACAAAACAUCCAAAUUAGGGCCACAGUCAUCAAACAUUCGACCAGAGAUUGUUACGGAAACGGAUUACACAUCCCGAUCGAACACCCCCAGAAAUUAGGGCUAAAAUCUGAUAGUUAUCAGAUAAAUUGAUAGAUUACGGAUUAUAUAGGGAGACAGAUAGAAUUCUAUAUACAUACAUAUAUAUAGAGAGAGACUGAGAGAGAGAGAGAGAUGGUGGGUCACGUCCCGAUAGAGGUGGCGAAGACGGUAUUGGAGGUGGCCGACGUCGCCUGGACCGCCUUGGAAUCCUGUCACCACCACCAUCACGACCACGACGCUGCUGCUUCUGAAGAGCGCAACCCUAACGCGUCCGAGGAGAAAGAGCUGGAGUCCCUGAGAUCCGAGAAUCGCCGUCUCAGGGACUUGCUCCAACAGAACCUCAACCUCCUUCAGAAUCUCUCCGAAUCUCCUUGUUUGCUUGAAGAUUGCCCUUCCGAUCUUUAUGAUCGACUCGUAACCACGGUGGAUUCAGAAAAGUUCUUGACUCAGCUUAAAUCCCUCCAAGGUGAAUCUGUUGAUGGAACUGGCUACAAAUUCCCUUUCAAGGAGGCAUCAGGAGCAGAUUUGCAGUCAGCUGAAAUACUAAUCAGUCUUGAACAUGAAAAACCUAGUUGGUGGGUUUGGGUCAACAAUGAGAUGAUUCCAAAUGAUGUUGAAGAACAGAGUGGAAUCGAUGAUGAAAAUUACUUAGUUGUUAGCGAGGAACAUGUGGUGGAUGGUGUUGCUAACUUUAUGGCUAGAUGCAUUCUCUCAAAUCCGAAAGCUCUGACUUUGACACCAGAGGAGUUGCAGAAGAUUCUGCAUAAAGCAUUGGGUGGCAUGAACAAGGUGGAAAAGAUGUUGCAUGUUUGGCAUGCUGGGAAGUUGUUCUAUACCCUAUCCACCUGGGGACUCGCUCUGGCAGGAUUGUACAGGACACGUGCCAUUUUGAAGAUUGCUGCUAUGGGGGUACAUACAACCAGCAAAGUUGUCCUGAAGGCUCUCUAAAGAUGGUAUCAUAACGAGAUGAUUAAGGCUGAACCUUGUAAAUAAUCACGACUUCCCUUGUUCCCGUUUGUGCAGACAAAUGGAACUGUAUCAUUUACAAGUUUGCAUUAAUUUGUAAAUUAUUGUAAGGAGCUAUGCUAUUCCAAACCACAUUUGGGAUACCAUCUCAUUUGGCAUCAACAUAUUGGUGUGGAGUCCACAAUUCAAAACUCUACCAAAGCAUCAGAUGGUACCAAAAUAUGGUACUUAAAAUGUGGUCACCCAAGAUACUGAAUUGUACAUUACCUGCCUCUGUUUAUGUUCGCGCAAUUUGUUUGUGUUGUAUAGUAUCUGUCAUUCAUUUAAAAUGCAUUAUCCAGUCUCCCGAGAAAGGAAAAUGUUUCAAUUUA
Rhododendron vialii is the source of this 1538-nucleotide messenger RNA. RefSeq lists its product as uncharacterized. The coding region runs from base 334 to 1149 and encodes 271 amino acids. Lineage: Eukaryota; Viridiplantae; Streptophyta; Magnoliopsida; Ericales; Ericaceae. The transcript has 6 exons. The record is from RefSeq and is a predicted model, not a curated record.